Seminavis robusta is the source of this 802-nucleotide messenger RNA. The record is from the annotation of a GenBank genome assembly. NCBI's taxonomy places the organism in Eukaryota, Bacillariophyta, Bacillariophyceae, Naviculales, Naviculaceae.
ACCCACACAAUCUUGGAUCUUGUGUCGCUACCGGCACUACACGGUGGCAAAAACAAAACUGAACACACUUCCAGCUAGCCACCAAUUACCUCACAAUCCAACACUUGACCACAAUCACAACCAACUUUUCAACAACUUGCUUUAUUUUGCACCAUGGGUAGCUGCCAAUCCUCUUCUUCUGCGUCUCCUUCAGCUUCUGAAGCCGCCGCGAAUGAUGUUGCCAAGCUUUUUGAGGAUCAUCCCACCAGUAGGAGCCCAAGUAUGAGCAUGAGUACUGCCACAGUCCGAGAGUCGGAAGAUGGUGGCAGCGUGGCUCCUCCAAUGACCGCCGCUGCCAGCAAAGCUCCUUCCCAUUCACGCUCCAAGCCAAGCAAACUUGAUACCAUCACUUCCUGGGGAGUCAUGGAAAUUCCCGCACUGCAAGAAAUGAUCAAGGCACAAUCACAGCAAGCACAACAGCAGGGAACAGCAACAGCAACAGCAACACAAGCCACGAGACAGUAAAUGCCUGUGUAUAACUGGGGUCAACCAAUCCUGUCAAGCAAGAAUCCAACAAGAAAAAGGAGUCAAGGCCAACAGACUGCUAGCACACCGUCCUCCCCGCCCUUCUAUCUUUCUACUUUCUACAGUGCACCAAGAACUUCAUACCCGCCGGAAUCGAAUCCACCAGCUGGCACAUAGUACACCAUUCCUUCAUUGAUGCAGCCAUGAUACCGCACCGUACGAGGCGUUGCAUCAGAGUAGUUCUUUCAAUUAAUAACAGAUAACAUACAUGUGCUUAGUAAUGACAUACAUGUCUGUG